GAUGGGCAUCCUGGGACAAACCUCCUGGAGAGGUGCUCAGGGCUACCAAACCCCACGGUGCAUUGAGCUGGCAAAGCCCCUGGACAUGCGGGAUGUCCCGUCCCCUCCUCUGCAGCCCCACCAGCUACAACUGCAAAGGUCCCAUUACUGCAGGUUAAGUUUUGCUGCUAUCUUGGCCUGCCAGGGAUUAUAUCAGGAAAACCAUGCUCUCCCCUUUACUUCUUGUAAGAAGGGAUACAGAGUAAUUGGUGUGACUGGCACUAAAGCUGUGGCGGCAGAGCAUGUCAUUGAUCAGAAGGUGAUAGUGGCAGCUGGAAGUGACCCCAAAUAUGAGCUGGCUCUGAGGAGCAGCACGAGCCACGGUGCAAACCACAGCCAGAGCAGAGAGGAGGUAAAGAUGCUCACAAGCUGCAGAGCAGUUGGCACGGCCGUCGCGGCCAUGGGUGGGGACAUCUUCAGAGGCAGCUCUGCAAAGCUGGCGUGGGAGGGCAGGAUUGUGAGGAUGGAUUUUGCUGGAGGAAAAAUCCCCUCAAUUCCCAGUAAUCCGCUGCUUCGAAAGAACGCAUCUGCCAUGGGAGCAUACUGAGUUUGUACCAGGAUAUUGCCAGGAGGGAAAUGGCCAUCCCUUGGAGCACUCUUCAAACUAGAAGAGGUAAAUGGAGCCUUCAGCCACGAAGUCACAGGAAAGGUCAUCAUCUCCAUGAAGUAA
Messenger RNA from Cariama cristata (Red-legged seriema), 709 nucleotides. RefSeq names its product quinone oxidoreductase-like protein 2. Gene Ontology annotation, molecular function: oxidoreductase activity. The annotation marks the transcript as partial. The transcript has 7 exons. The record is from RefSeq and is a predicted model, not a curated record. Gene Ontology annotation, cellular component: mitochondrion. Lineage: Eukaryota; Metazoa; Chordata; Aves; Cariamiformes; Cariamidae.